GUUUGUCAAACGUUCGUACGAAAGGAAACUGAACGAUCCCUCCCCCGAUACGUCUUCACUACAGGUUGGGCGUGUUUGUAAGGCCAUAGUUUCUGUAUGUUUAAAAUUCCAAUUUAUAAUAAACAGCAGCUUGAAAGGGAGGUUUUCUGCUUUAGGUCAAAUUGAAGGAAAAAAUGGAAGACAGGAAUUUACUGCAGAAUAUCCGCAAACCACCCAAACCCAGCACACCUGUUCUAAUAAUCUCCAAAAUCUUUGUGAUUGUCUUGCCCAUCGCUCAGGUGUCAAUUGGUGCAAUACAUCUGCAUGACUGUCCAGUACAGCCAUACAUCCCUAUUUAUUUGCUAGUGUCAGGUGUGUUUGCCUUGGUCUUGGGUUUGCUGUCCUGUCUGCCAUGCACACAGGAGCCGGAUGAUGGAACUCAUUCUCCUCUUAGUAGCCUUUGCACCACUUGGAAUUCACUGGUGUCACUUUUUCUCUUUUGCUGGUUUAUUGCUGGUAACAUAUGGAUCUACUCAAUUUACCAGCCUAAUUACAUCAGUGGCAAGGAACAGUACUGCGAUAAGACACUGUAUCUGUUUGCUUUCUGGACCACAACAUUGGUCUAUAUUUUUCUGGGCAUCAUCUUUCUAGGGGGUUGCUGUAUGUUGUUCUGCAUGUGUUUGUUAGGAAAAGUGAGUGGAAAUGCGGAUAAUGAUGUGUGAUAGACAGGUACAUCAGUAAAACACUAAGGAAAACACACAAGUUCAUUUUCUGUGCACUUAAGCGGUUUCAGGUCUUAUGAUUUCCCCAUCCUCCUUUAUUUCUGAUUUAGAGAUCAUUCAUUUUCUUAUGUAUAGAUUUUUGUUUGUAUUUGGUUAAGAAUCAGAUUCUUUCUUAACAGAGAAAAACAUGCAUUUAACUUUUCUGGUUUGCUGUCUAUAUAUUAGUAUCAGAAUGAUAAUGUUUGAUAGUUUAAUAAAUUAAUAUAGAUCAUGUUA
Molecule: messenger RNA, 977 nt
Organism: Paramisgurnus dabryanus
Lineage: Eukaryota; Metazoa; Chordata; Actinopteri; Cypriniformes; Cobitidae
Product: transmembrane protein 272-like
Source: RefSeq, a predicted model, not a curated record